Molecule: messenger RNA, 1248 nt
Organism: Fusarium keratoplasticum
Lineage: Eukaryota; Fungi; Ascomycota; Sordariomycetes; Hypocreales; Nectriaceae
Product: Dolichyl-phosphate beta-glucosyltransferase
Exons: 3
Coding region: 1-1248 (415 amino acids)
Cellular component (GO): endoplasmic reticulum membrane
Source: RefSeq, a predicted model, not a curated record
AUGGCUGUCGCAACACCUCUCGAGCUGCCCGCCAAGUUCCUACGGCCUCUCUGGGCCUGGAUUGAAGCUACGCCAGUUCAUGUUCUCGUCGUCCUCUUGAUUGCGCUCAUUGCGCUCGCCCUCCUUGCCCUCUUCGCCCUCCUUCACCUCGUCGCGCCAAAGCCUCGCCCAGUCGUCGCGUCGGAAAAGAGAUAUAUCACCAGCCAUCCCGAGACCGGCCGUACACACCCUCUACCUCUGCCCUGCUGGUACGACCGCUGGCUCGCCGAGCGCCAGGCCAGCGAGCAGCACAUCCAGCCCGCCGAGGCCUUCCCAACCCCGGACGCCGGCAGCAUCGAACCCGCCGAUGUGCGCCUCAGUGUCGUCUUCCCAGCAUACAAUGAGGAGGCCCGCGUAACCCCGACCCUCGAAGAAGCCGUCGCUUAUCUUGACAAGCACUUUGGCCGUACUGCGCAUGCCAAGACAGACGUCACCAGCCCGACGACCAAGCGACACGUGCGCAACGCCCCCAAGGAGGAUCUCGGAGGUUACGAGAUCUUGGUAGUCGAUGAUGGUAGUAGCGACAAGACGGUGGAUGUCGUGCUCCAAUUCGCCAAGGACAAUGACCUCCAUGGUAUCCUAAGAGUCAUAUCGCUGGAGAAGAACAGAGGCAAGGGCGGAGCUACCACACAUGGAUUCCGACAUGUCAGGGGUGAAUACGUGCUAUUUGCCGACGCAGAUGGUGCAUCGCGCUUCAGCGACGUCGGAAAGCUCAUUGAAGGAUGUGAAGAGGUCGUUGACGGGUCGCACCGUGGUGUAGCUAUCGGUAGCCGCGCCCAUCUCGUCGGUAGUGAGGCUGUUGUCAAGCGCUCAGCCUUGCGAAACUUCCUCAUGCGAUCCUUCCAUCUCGUCCUCAUGAUCCUCACGCCCCCCGCGACAUCACGCAUUCGUGAUACCCAAUGCGGCUUCAAGCUCUUCUCGCGCGCCUCCCUCCCCCACAUCAUCCCAUACAUGCACACCGAGGGCUGGAUCUUUGACAUUGAGAUGCUUAUGCUUGCCGAGUCGGCUCCCGCUACCCCGGUCCUUGGCAGUGACGGCAGUGUUAUCGGCACCAGCCCAGGCAUCAAGGUUGCCGAGGUGCCCAUUGAGUGGCACGAGGUCGGCGGAAGCAAGCUCAACGUCAUCCAGGACAGCAUCAAGAUGGCUAUCGGCCUUGCGGUGCUGAGGGCAAGCUGGAUGAUGGGUGUGUACCGGAGGAGGUUGACAUGA